Lodderomyces elongisporus is the source of this 1056-nucleotide messenger RNA. RefSeq lists its product as uncharacterized. The record is from RefSeq and is a predicted model, not a curated record. The coding region runs from base 1 to 1056 and encodes 351 amino acids. The transcript has a single exon. Lineage: Eukaryota; Fungi; Ascomycota; Pichiomycetes; Serinales; Debaryomycetaceae.
AUGUCUGAAGAUACUAUUCUCACUUCGCCAAUAUCGCAACAUGCAAAGGCACACAAUAAGACCUUUAAUUCAAAGGGUAAGAAGAAGCGAACUGGAAAACCUCCAAAAACUUUCUCUGACAAAAUUUCAUUAUCAUGGUCUGAUUUCCAAAAUCAAUCAGGCUUUGGUCCAAUGUCUAUCGCUAUUACUGAAAUUGAUACUAUUGAACAUUUCCAAUUAGACGAUACUUUUCCUUUUAGGAUUAGUAAACCAUUCAGCCAGAUUAUUGUGACUAGUUCCUCGACGGAAUUAGAAGAAAGACGCCACGGAACAAUAGGAUGCUUCUUGGUUUAUAUGGCAUUUAUCAAAUUUGCAAAACAGCUCUGGUCUACUUAUAGUGGUGAACCGAAAACUAAUAACUUUAGAUAUAAUGUUAUUCGGUCAAUAGGAACACAAUUGCCCAGGUCCUUAGACGCAGUACUCUCCGAUUUUGAAAACUCCGAUAUUAAGCUUGGUAAAGCUAAAGUCAAGUGGCCCAUGACUACACUUAGAACCCUGUUGCUCAAUGCAAAACGAUUUGCAGCUUUAGCCAAAUCUCCUACCCCAUUUUUUGAUGAUGAAAAAGCUUUGAAGAAUUUAUUUUGGGAUGACCGUGAAGGUCGUGACAAAUUGGAUUUUCAUAUUAAGAGAUAUAUGAGUCCAAUUAAUUCUGAGAAAUACUCUAAUACUGCUGUUGUUAAUGGAACAGAAGUUAAGAGCCUAUUCUUCAUUCCACCUUUACGCAAAGACUGGACUGAUGAUGAGCUUACGGCUUAUUUUCCUUCAUGGUACCUUGACAAAGACCCAAUCCAUGUGUCGGUGUUAAAUCUUUUUAGAUUAUAUUCUGAAAUUAUUCCACUUAAUGAAGAUUCACAAGAAUUAUUCAAUUUAGUUGGUUUAACUCUCAGAUCUGAAACAGAUCAAGCUAUCUGUAAUGAAAUAGACUACGAACAUGACAUUAAUAAAUAUCUUCGUGUUUUGAAUUUAUUUUUUGAAAUAAGUUCAAGUCCUGGUACAGGAACGGGUUAUGCGCCAUGA